Fusarium sp. VM40 is the source of this 1032-nucleotide messenger RNA. NCBI's taxonomy places the organism in Eukaryota, Fungi, Ascomycota, Sordariomycetes, Hypocreales, Nectriaceae. The record is from the annotation of a GenBank genome assembly.
AUGGCCUCGGAUUAUGGGCGACCGCGCAUACAAUAUUCACGUCUAAAUCCUGCAAAGGAGGAAGUGCGCUUUCUCGAGAUUGAGCCUGCGAACAACAUCGACGAACAGAUCGUGUGCCGCCUCAUCACCCUGCCCCUCAGCAGGGACGUCGAAUUUAUCGCCAUAUCCUCCCUCCUCGGCGACACCACAGAGCAAGACCGAAUUAACAUAAACCGAACCACAAUCCCAGUUCCCCUCAACAUCAUCCUAGCGCUGAAGCACGUCCGCGCAGUCUUUUAUCCUGCAGUCAGCAACUCGACCGAAAACCUGGGCAGGAAGAAGCAAUCGCCAGGAUGGUUGAGGAGUCUCCUUCGACAUAUCGCAGGAAGGGAAGAUUAUGGCAGACCCAAGCUGAGGGUAUGGAUUGACUGUCUCUGCGUCAACGCCGCAGACACUAGGGAGAACACCAAGAGCAGAGUCAUCAUGUACCACGUGUACCAGCGCGCGCAGAUGGUUGUGGGUUGGGUGGGACUCAAGAUACCGCAAACAGAUCUGGGCAUUCAGCUCAUCCAAGCAUUCGACAACGCGAUGCCCGAGACGUGGCAGGAGCCUGGAGACAAAGAAAUCCAUCCCGAGCAAUAUGCGCCCCAUCACGAGUGGGCGAUUCCCAUUAUCCACUUAUUCGACGUCAACGCCGAAGCCGCAAUUGGCACCGCAGACUUCCUCAAUCGGGACUUCUUCCACCGACGAUGGAUCCUCGAAGAGAUGGCGAUGGCGCGGGUGCCGACCUUCCUCAUUGGCGACUCCAUCGUAUCGUGGAAACAGCUCUUGCGAUUGAACCUCGCGAUGGAGGAGUUCAAGGAUUACGAGUCAAAUGUCUGCCCUGCCACAACAAGGCCGCUGAUCCACGAAUUCCCAUUGGGUACCAUUCAUGCACUGUUGGACGAGUUUGAUAAGCGGAAGAAGAUGGCCAAGAUCGAAUCCAUGAACAGCAAUUCUAUCACGGGGAGUGUCACAAGCACGGACUCGACCAGCUAUCAAGACUCCAGGUGA